GUGCCUUUUUCCUGUUUCUUCUUGCUCUUCUUCUCUUCUUCCUGGAUGACGUUCUCGAGAACAAAGUCCAUGCCUUUCCUUCAUCCUGAACACAGAAGUUCCAGCGUAUGAUGGACUCUUCCGGCCCCGAGACGUACGUUCCUCAUACUUCCCACAAACAAGUAGUUCCCGAACAACCGCGGCAACAUGAAUCAUCGUACUAUGCGCCAACAACACCUGAAACUUAUUCAUCGAUUCCCGUUAAGAACGAACGUACUAUUUGCGGACUGAGGCCAGCGACAUUUGUUCUUAGUGUUUUGCUGGCUACAGUGAUAGUGGUAGCCGCUGUUGGCGGUGGCGUUGGGGGUUCACUGGCAGUCCAAAAAGCGAGAGACGAUGCAAUGUCGUCCGUAGCAUCGCCCACUACAGUUGUCACGACCACAGUCACUUCGCUGGUGCCUGCAUCGACGGACAGCGAUAGCCCGAUAGUAGUUCCAACACAAGGGAAAAUCCAGCUCCCCUGUCCCGCCAUGGAGGGCGAAACGAGAACAAUUGCACUUUCUGAUGUUGAUGCCAAAUUCGUUAUGCAUUGUGGCAUGAGUUUUGGAGCAAAAGGGGCUCUAGACAUUGUUGCCGUUGUAGUCUAUUCGUACUUGGACUGCCUCAGGGCUUGUGCAUCAUAUAAUCGCAACUCAGGGUCGAAAACAUGCGUCGCGGCGACCUUCAACGCGAAUCUGGGUAAUAUUGGCCCAAACAAUGGGAAUUGUUGGCUCAAAAAUGCGACUAGUCCCCGGUCGAUAUCUGAUAAUUCUGCUGUGGGUGGCAUCCUGGAUUGAGCAUUUAGUCCCCUCCUCUUGUAAAUAUUAUGACCGCUACACCUAUGCUGGGUAGACUAUUAGUCCUUACUCAGAUAGAACGAAGGACGUCUACAGUUUACAAGCAACAGGUAUCUGCUGACCACAAUACCAUAUAGUCGAUAGGUUUUACUUACAAACAGUUCUAAUCCUCUUUGUCGCUCGUAGAAAUGAAGGUUUGUCCUACUAUAUAGCGCAAAAGAGAAUGAGAUGGAGUCACCAGAGUUCGAGGUUUUAACGUUCCUUGCGAUGGUUGCUGCCUUGCAAUAAGUUAUCAAUCUGCUUACGAAGUUUUCUCUGACAUAACGUGC
This is a messenger RNA of Colletotrichum acutatum, 1144 nucleotides long. RefSeq lists its product as uncharacterized. NCBI's taxonomy places the organism in Eukaryota, Fungi, Ascomycota, Sordariomycetes, Glomerellales, Glomerellaceae. The transcript has 2 exons. The record is from RefSeq and is a predicted model, not a curated record. The coding region runs from base 108 to 815 and encodes 235 amino acids.